Ictidomys tridecemlineatus (thirteen-lined ground squirrel) is the source of this 4761-nucleotide messenger RNA. The record is from RefSeq and is a predicted model, not a curated record. Lineage: Eukaryota; Metazoa; Chordata; Mammalia; Rodentia; Sciuridae.
UAUAAUACCUUUGAGAGAAUCAUGAAAACAUCUGCUCAGUUCAGUACAUUGAAACAGGAAGGAGGCUUAUCCCUUGCCUUACAUAGAAUCUCCUUGGAUUGAAAGUCAUUUAAAUAUUGAACUGAGAACAUUUGCUGUCUUUCCUGAUUUACAGAUAUGUUUUUCUGAAACUUAUCUCUAACUUCCAAACAGUCCCAGCUGGCUGUAGUUCAGGUCUGUGAAACUGAUAAAAUACAUUUGGCUUCAAGUCAUAGAUUAAGUUCAGAAGGAGGCUCUUCAUGUCUCUGAAGAAUCUAGCUGGAGUAUGAGCUAUGUCUGAGAACCACUUGGUUUAUAAAUAAGUGCCAAGAUAAUCCAGAACAGGGAGAAGCAGAGCGAGGACAGCCUGCUGGACUCUUCCUGCCGUUGAAAAGUACCCUCAGAGAGGAAAACUUUUCCCUCUCUUCUGCCUUAAAAGUUUUCCCAAACAUGAAGACAAUAAGCUUAUUCAUUUUUGUGGGAUUUAUAGGAGAGUUCCAAGUUUUUUCAAGUGCCUCAUCUCCAGUCAACUGCCAGUGGGAUUCCUAUGGCCCUUGGUCAGAAUGCAGUGGCUGUACCAAGACUCAGACUCGCACACGCUCAAUCGCUGUUUAUGGGCAGUAUGGGGGCCAACCUUGUGCCGGAAGUGCUUUUGAAACACGGUCCUGUGAACCUACACAGGGGUGUCCUACAGAAGAGGGCUGUGGAGAACGUUUCAGGUGUUUUUCAGGACAAUGUAUCAGCAAAUCAUUGGUUUGCAAUGGGGAUUCUGAUUGUGAAGAGGAUGGUGCUGAUGAAGACAGAUGUGAGAACUCAGAAAGGAGAACUUUGUGUGACACUGAUAAACCUCCUCCCAACAUAGAACUUACUGGCAAUGGUGUGGAAGAGUGUCAGCUCAUUGUCCUUGACGAUGUAAAUAAUGAUUUUAAUUAUGAAUUUUACAACAGUAGUUGGUCUUAUGUAAAACAAACAUCUGAAGAACAUACAUCUUCCAGUAAGAGGUCUUCCUUUUUCCAUUCUUCAUCAUCUGCUUCACACAGUUAUAAGUCAAAUUUCAAUGAAAUCUAUAAGAAAAAGAGUUAUCAAUUACUGGUUAUUCAGAACACUGUUGAAGUGGCUCAGUUCAUUAAUAACAAUCCAGAAUUUUUACAACUUGCUGAGCCAUUCUGGAAGGAACUUUCUCACCUUCCCUCUGUGUAUGACUACAGUGCCUACCGAAGAUUAAUUGAUCAGUAUGGGACCCAUUACCUGCAGUCUGGAUCCUUAGGAGGAGAAUACAGAGUUCUAUUUUAUGUGGACUUCGGAAAAGUCAAAGAGAGUGGUUCUGUUUCGUUAGAACAUAUGACAUGUACUUCUUCAGAUUUCCGUUUUCUCUUUGAAUCAUCAGAGCAAAAAUGCAAGGAACUGGAAGACGCUCUAAAAUUGGGUUCAGGAAACCAGAACAAUGUGUUGCGAGGAGUCCCAUUUGUCAGAGGGGGAGGUCCCGGCUUCAUAGCUGGCCUUAGUUUCCUACAGCUGGACAAUCCUGCUGGUAACAAAAGGCGGUACUCCGACUGGGCGGAGUCUGUGACUAGUCUUCCCCAAGUCAUAAAACAGAAGCUGACACCUAUAUAUGAGCUGGUAAAGGAAGUACCUUGUGCAUCUGUGAAAAGACUGUACCUGAAGCGGGCUCUUGAAGAGUAUGUGGAUGAAUUCCACCCCUGCCAUUGCCGGCCUUGCCAAAAUGGUGGUUUGGCCACUGUUGGGGAGACCCAGUGUCAGUGCCAUUGCAAACCAUAUACAUUUGGUGUGGCUUGUGAGCAAGGAGUCCUCGUAGGGAACCAAGCAGGUGGGGUUGAUGGUGGUUGGAGUUGCUGGUCCUCUUGGGGCCCCUGUGUUCAAGGGAAGAAAGCAAGGAACCGGGAAUGCAAUAACCCACCUCCCAGCAGGGGUGGGAAGUCCUGUGUUGGAGAAACGACUGAAAGCAGACAAUGCCAAGACAAGGAGCUGGAGCAUUUACGAUUGCUUGAACCACAUUGCUUUCCUGUAUCUUUAGUUCCUAAAGAAUUCUGUCCAUCACCUCCUGCCUUAAAAGAUGGAUUUGUUCAAGGGGAAGGUACUGUGUUUCCUGUUGGGAAAAAGAUACUCUACACUUGCAAUGAAGGAUACUCUCUUGUUGGAGACCCUGUUGCCAGAUGUGGAGAAGAUUUACAGUGGCUUGUCGGGGAAAUGUAUUGUCAGAAGAUUGCCUGUGUCCUACCGGAACUGAUGAAUGGCAUACAGAGUCAACCCCACAAACCGUUCUACUCAGUGGGCGAGAAGGUGACUCUCUCCUGUUCAGGUGGCAUGUCCUUAGAAGGUCCUUCGGCAUUUCUCUGUGGCUCCAGCCUCAAGUGGAGUCCUGAGAUGAAGAAUGUCCAGUGUGUGCAAAAAGACACCCCUUUAACACAGGCAGUGCCUAAAUGUCAGCGCUGGGAGAAACUGCAGAAUUCAAGAUGUGUUUGUAAAAUGCCCUAUGAAUGUGGAUCUUCCUUGGAUGUAUGUGCUCGAGACGAGAGAAGCCAAAGGAUACUGCCUCUGACAGUUUGCAAGUUGCAUGUUCUUCACUGUCAGGGUAGAAAUUACACUCUUACUGGUAGGGACCGCUGUACUCUGCCUGCCUCAGCCAAGAAAGCUUGUGGUGCAUGUCCAUUGUGGGAAAAAUGUGAUGGCAGUAGUGGCAAAUGUGUCUGCCGAGAAGCAUCGGAGUGCCAGGAAGAAGGGUUCAGGGUCUGUGUGGAAGUGAGCGGCAAGGAGCUGACAAUGUCAGAGUGUGAGGCGGGCGUCCUGAGAUGCAGAGGGCAGAGCAUCUCUGUCACCAGCAUGAAGCCCUGUGCUGCCGAAACCCAGUAGGCUCUGGGGACAUCAAUCAGCUUGCGGGGAAUCCAGCAGGCAACUGGGGCUUAGUGAGAACAUCUGCACACCUGGGCACUUUGACAACUUUUCUAGCACAAGACACAUUCUUUCUUUCUCCUUCCUCUCCAGUGUACAUGUUCCACAGCCACUUGCAGCCACCUGUGUAAACAAACCCUUUGUGUCCCAAAUCUGAAUCCAGAUACUCUCCCCCACCCCUAUUUCUUUUUAAAAGGACAGGAUGAAGAAUAUUAAUGAGCCAUUAUAGGAGCUAGCUGUGUGUUUUUGGGAAAAUUCUCUGGACUAUUUUUGUCUGUAAAAUUAGAGGGUUAGACUAGAGACACUUGCAUGUUCCAUCCAUCCCCUGUGAUUCUAUUAAGUAUGACUGACCCAGCCCAUGGGCCAGAACACAUUUUAUGAAUCGAUUAGGAAAACAGAACACCAUUUCCUGAUUAGAGAGGUUGGCUUUCCUCAAUGAACUCAAAUACAAAAAGGACCUCGAAUGAAAAAAGACAGAUACAAUUAUUUCCAUCUUGAGUUGUAAUGUCACGCUUCACCCUGUUGAGUCCCCGCCACAUGUGGGGAUUCCUAUUCUUGUCAGGAGAUUGAACCAUUUAAAUGUCAGCACGGAAUUCAUCAUGCUGUGGUCACAGGGCCCCUUCUGCUUUCUUGUCUGAGAACAAAUAUGAUUCAGUCUUUUCCUGGGGGCAUUUUUUUUUUUUUUUUAGUAUGUGUGAAAAACAAGACCUGCAAUCAAUCUCCACCCUGUUUUUGAAGGAAGUAUCAGUUCAUGUCUGAGUUACUGACUGAUGCAUAAUAGAGAAUAGUCUCCCCUAAUGUGGAUACACUCCUACAUUUUUUACAAAGGUAUGCAAUUUGAAGCAUUGGUCUUCUAUUUAUUUCUUACCCAUUUUUUAAAAUCAAAACAGAAAAAGCAGAUGUGGGAGGUAAAAUGAGUGGGAAGAAGUAGAAUUUAAAAUGUUUUCAUAUACAAAUACUGUGUCCGUGUUUUUCUACUGCUGAUAAAUACAUUUCAAAAAAACUUUAAUGAAAAUUAUUAAGGAUUAAGAACUCAUUAAAGGAGAUUUUUUUUGAUCUGUAUAAUGUUUGAUUAGGAGAAUAUUUUCAUGAGGAAUGAAAAUAUGGUUUUUUUGGUUCUUGCCUGAAGUUUUAUGUUUGAUCCAGAUGUAGCUUUUUAUACCAAGGCAUCUCUUGAGGGAAGAUGCAGAUGUCAUAGGUAGACAUUAUAAGGUGGUAAGUUUCAAUUGACUGAAAUCAAUAAUAUGUAGACAGGUCAACUGCAGGUGUCAGAGAUUUUUUGAGGUUAUUUUCUUUCCUGAGUAAGGGAUAGAUUUGAAAAUGCCAGGCCUGAAUUUAAACUCCAUGAUGAAGUACUGAUCAAGGAAAACAUUUGAGAGCAGCUAUCUCAGUAUCCUUCCAAUAAUUUCUCCUAUCAACUUAAGUCAGAAUAGAGUUAGAUUUCUACUAAUUAUGUAUCACCUCCUCCAAUGUCUAAUUAACAUGGAGGAUAUGGUCAGUAUUAUCAAAUGCUAUCAGAGAUUAGGAUCUGAAAUAAAGAAAUUACUGAUUGAGCAUCCCUAAUCUGAAAAGCCAAAAUCUGAAAUGUUCCCAAAUCUGAAAUUUUCUGAAAUGAUGCUACAAGUGGAAAAUUUCACAUCUGACCUCAAGUGACAGGUCACAGUCACAAUGUAGGUGCAAAAAAAUUAUUGUAUAAAAUCAUUUUCAGUCUAUGUGCAUAAAUUGUAGGUGAAUUGUUAAUAAAUUUUGUACUUAGGAUUGGGCCUUAUCCCCCAAAUAUCUCACUAUCAUAUGCAAAUCUUCUAAAAUAAAAAAAAAAUAAAUUGGAAACUA